This is a messenger RNA of Girardinichthys multiradiatus, 9399 nucleotides long. RefSeq names its product unc-13 homolog A (C. elegans) (gene unc13a). Gene Ontology annotation, cellular component: presynaptic membrane; presynaptic active zone cytoplasmic component; terminal bouton. Lineage: Eukaryota; Metazoa; Chordata; Actinopteri; Cyprinodontiformes; Goodeidae. The record is from RefSeq and is a predicted model, not a curated record. The transcript has 42 exons. The coding region runs from base 333 to 5660 and encodes 1775 amino acids. Gene Ontology annotation, molecular function: calmodulin binding; syntaxin-1 binding; phospholipid binding. Gene Ontology annotation, biological process: synaptic vesicle maturation; dense core granule priming; presynaptic dense core vesicle exocytosis.
GAUGGCUGUGUGUUGGGCACCCGAGAGCUGAGAGAGAGCGGGAGGGGUGGAAAGAGGUGCUUAGACACGCCACAAAAAGAGAAAGACGGGGCUGCGACGCCGGCCUUCUCUGUCCGAGCGAGAGGACGGUCGACGGUCUGUUAUUUUUUUUGUUUUACCGGCUGUCACGAAGCCAGUCGGGCUCCGCUGCAGCUGCUGAACAGCGACGCCUGGCUUAACCCACCUCCUGCCCAGCCGCUCAUCGUUCCCGGAGUGUGUUUUGCAAAGAUUAUCUCUGCCAAAUAGGAAAUUGGUGAAGGAGCUGGACCCUGGACUAAAGGAGCACAUAAGAAAUGUCAUUGCUGUGUGUUGGAGUAAAGAAAGGCAAGCUCGAUGGACCCCAAGAGAAAUUUAACACAUACGUGACCCUCAAAGUGCAAAAUGUUAAGAGCACAACCAUCGCUGUGCGUGGCAGUCAACCAUGCUGGGAACAGGACUUUAUGUUUGAAAUAAACCGUCUGGAUCUGGGCCUCACAGUGGAGGUGUGGAACAAAGGACUGAUCUGGGACACCAUGGUGGGAACUGUGUGGAUCCCCCUGCACAGCAUACGACAGUCCAAUGAAGAGGGUCCCGGUCAGUGGCUGACCCUGGACUCAAAUGUGAUCAUGGCUGAGAAUGAGAUCUGUGGGACCAAAGACCCGACCUUUCACAGACUGCUGCUCGAUACCCGCUUUGAACUGCCAUUAGACAUUCCAGAGGAAGAGGCUAGAUACUGGGCCAAAAAACUUGAACAACUUAAUGCAAUGAGAGAUCAAGAUUAUGCAUACCAAGAAGAACAAGAGCAAUCACUCCAUGCCCCCUCCACACAGUGCUGUAAUUGGAGUCUGUGGGGAGACCAGCAGAACGAGGACCCAGACAGUGCUGUCGAUGACAGGGACAGCGACUACCGCAGCGAGACCAGUAACAGCAUCCCACCUCCCUUCUACACCACCUCCCAGCCCAACGCUUCCAUGCACCAGUAUCCGAUGAGGCAACAAAACUACAGGCACUCCUACAGUGAUGACAUCCAUGAGCUAGACUACGAUCACAGAACCAUGAGUCCCACAGACAGCCGUUAUGCCUCGUCAGGCGAGCUGAGCCGAGGAAGCUCUCAGCUUAGUGAGGAGUUUGCUCCAGAGGAUGGGGAAAGCUUUCAAGGUUCAGAAUUCUACGACGAAAACGACUCGUACCACUCCUGCCACUCCUCUGUCAGCUAUGGCAAAGAAGACUCCCCAGGGUGGGAUGGGGAGGACCACCAAGGGGUUUACAGUGAUGAGGGAGGCUAUCUCAAAGAUGGAGGGGAAGAGAGUGCACUGUAUGAUGAAGAGGAAGGUGACAUUUACUCAGAGGAACGGCAGUACAACUAUGAAGAUGAGGAAGGGUUGCGAUAUGGAGAUGAAGAUAUGUAUCCACUGGCUGACAAACAAAGCCAAGACAAGGAGCCGACCUACAUUCAAAUGCCACCAGGCUCUGCACCCACCUUGAUGCCCCCAUCUGAUGGCCUGUCUUCCACCAGGCCACCUUUGGAGAAACAAGCAUCCUUGCAUCAGCAGAGGCUUGCUCAAGAUCAGACCGAGUCGCCCAGUGCAGCUCUUGAACUACCUCCAGUCACACAGGACAGCACGUUGCCCUGUGAUGCUUCCAUCAAGCCUUCCUUUGCUCCCUCACAGCAACAGAUGUCUGUCACAACAACAUCCACCCCAACACUCCCAUCCCAAGUACCACCUCUGGACACCAAGCCCCAGGAGCCACAGCCCAUAUCUGAAACCCCUCUGGAGGAACCUCAUCCUCUUGAACAACCUCCAGCAGCAGACACUGUGCAACCUGCUCCUGAGGAGAAAACAGAAGAGGCUCCUGUUCCAAGCUUCCCAAAGAGAGAAAUCAUGGAGCCAGGCCCUGCUAGAGCCAAAGCCAACUGGCUUCGCCUUUUCAGUAGAGUACGACUACAGCUGCAAGAGGCCCGAGGAGAACAUGUUGGGAUUGCCUCACUGCUUUUAUCUGCAGGCAUGGGUGGUGCUCUGUACAGCAUUGACAGCAUGCCAGACCUUAGAAAGAGGAAAGCAAUGCCUCUGGUCAGAGAUCUGGCAAUGUCUUUGGUCCAGAACUCCAGAAAGGCCGGAAUCACCUCAGCCCUAACCUCCAGCACCCUGCAUAAUGAAGAACUGAAGAGUCAUGUCUACAAGAAGACCCUGCAGGCCCUCAUAUAUCCAAUUUCUUGCACCACGCCACACAAUUUCGAAGUGUGGACAGCCACCACUCCAACUUACUGCUACGAGUGUGAAGGACUGCUGUGGGGUAUUGCUCGCCAAGGCAUGCGCUGCACUGAGUGUGGAGUCAAAUGCCAUGAGAAGUGCCAGGACCUGCUCAAUGCUGACUGUCUACAAAGAGCCGCAGAGAAGAGCUCCAAACAUGGCGCAGAGGACAGAACCCAGAACAUUAUCAUGGUUCUUAAAGAUCGCAUGAAGAUCCGCGAGAGGAACAAACCAGAGAUCUUUGAACUCAUCCAGGAAGUGUUUGCAGUCCCCAAGUCCUCUCAUGUCACCCAGAUGAAGCAGAUCAAGCAGAGUGUGCUCGACGGCACCUCCAAAUGGUCAGCCAAGAUCUGCAUCACAGUUUUGUGUGCUCAGGGUCUCCAAGCCAAGGAUAAAACUGGUUCUAGUGAUCCCUAUGUAACUGUCCAGGUGGGAAAGACCAAAAAGAGGACCAAAACUAUCUAUGGUAACCUCAACCCUGUUUGGGAGGAAACGUUUAAUUUUGAAUGUCACAACUCCUCAGACCGCAUUAAGGUGCGAGUGUGGGAUGAAGACGAUGACAUUAAGUCUCGGGUGAAGCAGAAGUUCAAGCGAGAGUCUGACGACUUCCUCGGUCAAACUAUCAUCGAGGUCCGCACUCUGAGCGGAGAGAUGGACGUAUGGUAUAAUCUUGACAAACGAACGGACAAAUCAGCCGUGUCUGGGGCUAUACGAAUGCGCAUUAAUGUGGAGAUUAAAGGAGAGGAGACUGUUGCUCCAUAUCACGUACAAUACACCUGUCUGCAUGAGAACCUCUUUCAUUAUGUAACAGAUAUCCAGAAUAAUGGUGUGGUGAAGAUCCCUGAUGCAAAAGGGGAUGAUGCUUGGAAAGUUUAUUUUGAGGAGACUCCCCAGGAAAUAGUAGAUGAGUUUGCCAUGCGUUAUGGAGUGGAGUCCAUCUACCAAGCCAUGACCCACUUUGCCUGCUUGUCAUCCAAGUACAUGUGCCCGGGUGUGCCUGCAGUCAUGAGCACCCUGCUGGCCAACAUCAACGCCUACUACGCCCACACCACCCAGGCAACCAACAAUGUUUCUGCGUCUGACCGCUUCGCUGCUUCAAAUUUUGGAAAAGAACGGUUUGUCAAGCUUCUAGAUCAGCUGCACAACUCUCUGAGGAUAGACCUCUCCAUGUAUCGAAACAACUUCCCAGCCAGCAGUCCUGAGAGGCUACAGGACCUCAAGUCCACAGUCGACCUCCUCACCAGUAUUACCUUCUUCAGAAUGAAGGUUCAGGAGCUCCAGUCUCCACCCAGAGCCAGUCAGGUUGUCAAAGAUUGUGUAAAAGCCUGCCUCAACUCCACCUACGAGUACAUCUUUAAUAACUGUCAUGAGCUCUACAGCCGGGAGUACCAAACGGACCCGGCCAAGCAGGGAGCUGUGCCUCCAGAGGAGCAGGGACCCAGUAUCAAGAACCUGGACUUCUGGUCCAAACUAAUCACACUUAUUGUUUCCAUCAUUGAGGAGGACAAAAACUCGUACACUCCCUGCUUAAACCAAUUUCCCCAGGAGCUCAACGUGGGUAAAAUAAGUGCCGAAGUGAUGUGGAAUCUAUUUGCUCAGGAUAUGAAGUAUGCAAUGGAAGAACAUGAGAAAAACCGCCUUUGUAAGAGUGCUGAUUACAUGAACCUGCACUUUAAGGUUAAGUGGCUGUACAACGAGUACUGCAAAGACCUUCCCUUCUUCAAGAGCCGUGUGCCUGAAUAUCCUGCGUGGUUUGAGCCAUUUGUCAUCCAGUGGCUGGAUGAAAAUGAGGAAGUCUCUCGAGACUUUUUGCAUGGUGCUUUGGAAAGAGACAAAAAAGACGGGUUCCAGGUCACGUCUGAACAUGCGCUCUUCUCCUGCUCGGUGGUGGACGUGUUUUCCCAGCUCAACCAGAGCUUUGAGAUCAUCAGAAAGUUAGAGUGUCCAGAUCCACAGAUUGUAGGGCACUACAUGAAACGGUUCGCCAAGACCAUCAGCAAUGUUCUUCUGUCCUAUGCUGAUAUCAUCUCCAAGUUGUUUGCCAACUAUGUUAACAUGGAGAAAGUGCCCUGCAUCCUGAUUAACAACAUCCAACAGCUGAGGGUUCAGUUAGAGAAGAUGUUUGAAGCCAUGGGUGGGAAAGACCUGUGUGUGGAGGCCAGUGAUAUCUUGAAAGAUUUGCAGGUUAAGCUCAAUAAUGUCAUGGAUGAUCUGAGCAGGGUCUUUGCUGUCAGUUUCCAGCCUCACAUUGAGGAAAAUGUGAAACAGAUGGGAGACAUUUUGGCUCAGGUGAAGGGAACGUCAAACGUGGGAAACGCCAGCAGCGUGGCCCAGGAUGCCGACAACGUCUUGCAGCCAAUCAUGGAGUUCCUGGACAGCAACCUUUCGUUGUUCGCUAAGAUUUGUGAGAAGACUGUUCUGAAACGUGUGCUGAAGGAGCUGUGGAAGCUGGUAAUGAACACCAUGGAGAAAACCAUCGUUCUACCUCCACUCACAGACCAAACGGGCACUCAGCUCAUCUUCAAUGCUGCCAAGGAGCUUGGACAGCUGUCCAAACUGAAGGAGCACAUGGUUCGUGAGGAGGCCAAAGCACUAUCACCCAAGCAGUGUGCUGUGAUCGAGCUGGCUCUGGACACCAUCAAGCAAUACUUCCAUGCUGGUGGUGUGGGUCUGAAGAAGACCUUCCUGGAGAAGAGUCCCGACCUCCAGUCUCUGCACUACGCCCUGUCCCUGUACACGCAGGCCACGGACAAACUCAUUAAGACCUUUGUCCAGUCGCAAAACGCCCAAGUGUUCGACGGGAAGGGGGUGAGAUUCACCACUAGUGAGGAUGUUUACCCAGAAAAGGGCACUGGAGUGGAUGAUGCUGUGGGCGAAGUGUCCAUCCAUGUGGAGGUUUUCACUCAUCCAAACACUGGCGAACAUAAAAUCACAGUAAAAGUGGUGGCUGCCAACGACUUGAGGUGGCAGACGCAGGGAAUAUUCCGUCCGUUUGUGGAGGUCUACAUCAUUGGCCCCCACCUGAGCGACAAGAAGAGGAAGUACGCCACCAAGUCAAAGAACAACAGCUGGGCUCCUAAAUACAAUGAAACCUUCACUUUCACACUGAGCAACGAGGUUGGUCCAGAGUGCUAUGAGCUGCAGGUGUGUGUGAAGGAUUACUGCUUCGCCCGAGAGGACCGCACCGUGGGCAUGGCCGUCCUGCAGCUGAAGGACGUGGCGUCUAAGGGCAGUGCCGCCUGCUGGCUGCCACUGGGUAAGCGCAUCCACAUGGAUGAGACAGGCCUCACCGUCCUGCGCAUUCUUUCCCAACGAAACAACGAUGACGUGGCGAAGGAGUUUGUCAAGCUGAAGUCCGACCAGCGCUCCGCAGAGGAGGGCCGUGGCUAAAAAAAAGGCAGAGUGGGGCUUAAAAUGCCGCGUCUGGAGCUCAGUCAGACAGCCACUGCCCUGGGGCUCUUCUGAGCCACUGCAAGUCACUGCCAGGGUAAUCCAGUGUUGCAAAAGCAGAGAUAAGACAGGAGUCACCACACACUCAGUACUGUAAAUACGUUUAUUUCCGUGGAGAAGACACAAAGCAAAGAGAAGCAUCACUAAAUUCACCAGGGUCUUUAUUGUUGCUGAUCUGUUUAACCAUUGUUUUAGCUGUAGAGUUACCUUAUUUAUCGUGAAGAAACAGAAACUUCCCGAGUGGUCAGGUUGAGAAUCAUCUUGUAGCCUCUAAAUAUUUUUAGCUUUCUUUCUCACUUUUUUCUGCCUUGUUUUAAGUUUCUGCCCUCUCAUCCCUUCCCUGGUACGUGCCCACUCAGAGAAGGGACCACAAGUGCCAACAGAUAGUUGCUGAAAUAUGCCAAGACCAUUCCCAAGCACAACGGACCAACUGUCCACACAACACAAACAGGCCUAAACAUUUUUAGAAAGAAAGCACUUUUAGUUGAUCAUUCAAGUUUUUUACUUUCUUAUUCUAGAUCUACAUUUAUAAUUCAAUAAAUCUACAUAUGAUCAUAUAAAUAUAUAUAAUAUAUACAAAGGAAAUAUGUGAUCUUAUAGGAUUAUUCGAUGGAUAUGUGGUACUUGAAAGAUUGUCCUGGUUCGUCUUUCUGUCUGUCUACCCUGCAACGGAGCACACUGCCUGACACCCUCAAUGCCUUCUGUUCUGUUGACCCUCGUCCUUUGUCUGUGUCCCUUGUGAGGACAGCAUAGAGCGAGAGAAAUCUGAUGAAAGCACAUCUCUGAGCACUGUGAUUCAUCAGAUUAUAUAUAAAUAUAUAUGUGUGCAUGAGUGAGUGAAUGAGAAUGGAUUCGUUAGUUGAGCAUCAUGUGUGGUUGUCAAGUUGCUGACCUCAUGUUGCCGGUUACCUGCAAAGGUUAUAUCACAAAGAGAAGCCAUCUCUACAUUGAUUAGAUUUGGAGGAUCAGUUUAGUGUUUAUAGGUUUGUUUACAUUUUUAACUUCUUUUUUUUAUGUUAUUUCUAACCUUUGUGUAUUACUGCAAACAUUCCUUACAGCCCCGUCUGGGUCUGUCAUCAGUGCGUUACAGAGGAAAGAUUAAAUCUCACCUCAUUUUCUUUAAGAGAAAAAAACACCUGACUGCCAAAUAAUAAGAUGAUUAUUUCAACAAAAAAAAAAAAAGAAAAGCAUACAUUGAGAAGAUAUUUUGCUAAGUAGCAACAUGUGAGUUAAAAUAUCUGACACAUCCCUCACCCCAGAGUGAGCACAGAUCUGCAAUGAGCUAACAUCUUUAACAUUCAGCUGUGCAAUGCCUUGCAAUUUAUUUUCACAUUUUGUCUCGUUCCAGCCACAAACUUUAAUGUUUCACUGGGAUUUUAAAGAAUUAGCCAACACAAAAUAGUUGUCCAUAGUUGUGAAGUGUUGGGACAAUAAUACAUGUUUUUUUAAUUGGUUGACAAAUGAAAAUCUGAAGAGUGUGAUGUGUAUUUAUUUGUAUUAAGCUCAAGCUCGGUCAGGUUGGACAGAAAAGAUCUGUGAACAUCGGUUUUCUAGUCUUACCCCAGAUCCUCGAUUAGAUUUAGGUCUGUACUUUAACUAGGUCAUUCUAACACAUAUAUAUAUGAGGUGUUGUACUGCUGGAAGGUGAAACUCCACCAGUCUCAAGCCUUUUGCAGCCUUUCACUGGUUUUCUUUCAGGGUUAAUCCGUAUUUAGCUCCAUCUAGUUUCCAACCAAACAUGUCGAACUGUCCCGUCCCUACUGAAGUAAAGCAACCACCAUGUUGGUUGUACUUGAGUUUAUUUAGAAGUAUCAGGGUAAAAGGGAAAAACGAACAGUUUUCAGAUUUCCAUUUGAAAGGAAUUUUAAAAAUCCUGUAUCCUUUUGAAUCCACUUCAGAUUCAUGCACUAUUUUGAGUUGGUCUGGUACACAAAAUCCCAAUAAAAUAUAUACUGUUGGUAGUAUGUGGACAAAAUGUGGAAAAGUUCAGUAGUUAUUCAAGGCACUGUCACAUGCUUCACUUCAGACUCCAGACUGAGAUGAAAAACUUCUGCUAAAGGGCUGCUGAUCCACACCAGAACUGGUCUGAAUCUGACAUUUAAAAGAUGACAUUAAGGUGCAAACAUUGUACAGAGAUAUACAAAGAAAAACACGCAGUCUUUGUUGCACCGGUAAAAAAUUUAUUUAUUGUUUGAUCUUGUUUUGUCUUUUAAUAGUUAAGAGAAAGAUUAGAGGAAAAAAAAAUCACUAUUAAAUCACUUAAUCGUUAACCGUUUGUACCAUCUAACAUACAAUGGGUUUACAAAAACACUAAAACAAAAAUAUAUUUAUAUAUAUAUAUAUAUAUAUUUAUAAGAGGUUUGUUUGUUUACCAUCUUAAAAGUAAUGUUAAUUUUCAGGACUCAAAAAGAUGUAUUUAUGUUCCUGAAUAAUUAAAAAGACCCUAUUAUUGAACAAAGUGGACCAACUGAACUCUAUGCAUCUGAUCUAUAAAUCUAUGUUGACGAGUCUUUUCUGAAGCACUCUUACAAUGUUUACAUGGUGGAUUAUUAAUCUAAUUAUCACAGCACAAGUGUCUGAUAUGUUGUGAAAGCUGUCUUGUUUUUCUGGGCCAAACAUCAAAACUGUUGUGGAGUUGUUUAGAGACUUGACGUUUUGUUCAUGCAGGAAAAAAUGUCCUGUAGCAGAAACGGAUCGUUGUAAAUAGCUGCCAUGUAAAACACGUUAGAAUACGUGAAGUGAAAUUUGCUGCUCGGUUGUAGACUUGAAUUUUGUGCAGAGCGACCUGAGCCGGUGAUUAUUACGUGCAGACCUGUUGCCAGUAUGGGUACGGAGCUACUGUUGAACGAUAUAGGAAGGCCAUGUACAUUAUGGAGAUGAAUUACAAGCCAUAUGUAUCUCCGUAACAGGCGUUAUUAGGAGCUAAACGAAUAUUAUGAAAGUUUGACUUUCACUCUGACAGUACACACAAUGUUACAUCAUGUGGGCUACAAAUGAUUUAUAAAUGUUGUGUACCUCUCUGGCAUGUACAAGGUCUUUUUAUUGGAAGAGAACAUCUGCACAAUCUUUUAACAACACAAAAUACAACUGUCACAUAGCUGGAAAUGCCACAAAAAUCUUUAUUUAUUGCUGUUGACAAUGAUUCUCUUUAGUCGAGGAAGUUUUUCCUCCUUCUGGGGCUCAGUUUGUGUUGGGCUAUCAGGUUUUGAAGCUGAAUAUGGAAGUAGACGAAGCACAAUGAAAAGCACACACAUACACACACAGGCGGACAGACAUAUAUGAUCGUCCCCACUCCGUCCAGCUGGCCGGACAAGUCACAUGGUGGCGCCGGUCGUGUACUUCCAGAAACGGUGCAUGACAGAAACAAGUAAACAAAAAGAAAACGUGUUGUGCCAGCACGCAUAAUUAUUUGAUGUUUAAUGCCAAUUGUUGUCUUCUAUAUUUUGAUAUUUGAUUAUUGUUUUCUAUUUUUCAAAUGUUUGUGAAUAUAUAAAUAUGUAUUACUAAUGAUGUGUGGUGGGUACAAAGUACUGGCAUGAGACUUUUUUUACACAAAAGAUGUUUGUAAUUCUGUUUUUGUUUUUAUUAAUAUUAUUCUGGUUGUUCUUAAUGGGGGCUGAGGCUCCUGUGACUACAGUCUGACUGUGUUUCUGCUACCAAUAAAAUAUGUAAAACAAGA